UUGGUUCAUAUUAGCUCAUUAGUUCAAUAUAGUAAGAGCUACUUGCCAGUUUCUUAAAAUUGCUUUCACAUUUCGUAUGCUUUUUGGCGAAAUGGCUCUAUUCGGUGUUUGUUUCUUGAUACAGUUCUUAGUGGCGUUGGCGAUAAAUUCUGAAAAAGAAGGGUACGAAGGAAACACGGUUGACAUAGCAGUCGAAGAACAAAUUGACAACGAAGAGCAAGUCGGUAUUUUUGGACCUUUCACUGGACACUUUUUCAUAGGAAGAGUGAUCAAUACCAAAUGGUGUGGACCAGGCCACGUAGCUAGGUCAAUAUAUGACUUAGGUGGCAAUUCAGAAGUGGACACCUGUUGCAGGCAGCAUGAUUUAUGCAUACACAGCAUAUCACCUGGAGAAACCAAAUAUGGAUUGACAAACAAUCGGCUUUUCACUUCCGUCCAUUGCGACUGCGAUGAAGCUUUCCGGUUUUGCUUGGAAGCUAUCGGUUCCACAACGUCUCGUGCAGUUGUUAUUGCUUACUCGGCCACAUUCCCGCAAUGCUUUGAGUUACAAUAUUCAGUUUAUUGCACUGCAAAUAAUGGCAAGCGAUGUUUCCAUUAUGUUACGGGAAGGGUAAAUAAAGCUGACGAUGACGAAAAAGAACACUAUCAAUGGCUUGAUAGCCCAUUUAACUUAGAUGAAGAACCUCAAUACGUACCAGGUACAAUUACUUUUACAGCGAUCCCACCUAUAGUAACUUCAUCACCAUCACCAACAACAGUAAUCAGCGAGAGUACUGGUAGCAAAUUGGAUAGUCGAUUAGCUCAAAGCACUAAUCACAUUUGAUGAAAAUACAACGAUCUGGCGGGUGCAGAGGAAAACCAAAUUGACAGCAAUUCGUAUAAAAUUCUUUUAUUGAAAGUUUCAACUUUCCUGUCGUUGACAAAAUUCAAAAUUAAAACAAAAACCAACAACAAAAUUGA
Messenger RNA from Bradysia coprophila, 960 nucleotides. Its product is annotated as phospholipase A(2)-like. NCBI's taxonomy places the organism in Eukaryota, Metazoa, Arthropoda, Insecta, Diptera, Sciaridae. The record is from RefSeq and is a predicted model, not a curated record.